Molecule: messenger RNA, 2931 nt
Organism: Fusarium sp. VM40
Lineage: Eukaryota; Fungi; Ascomycota; Sordariomycetes; Hypocreales; Nectriaceae
Source: the annotation of a GenBank genome assembly
AUGUCUGAAUAUGGUGUUCCAGACGCGCUCAGCCCAGGACUUGAGAUCAAUGACCUACCUGCCACCAUCGAUUUGAAUGGUGAUGCGCCCGUAUUUCCUCUACUACAGAACAAUGGCGCUGGAAGCCCCUUAUCAUCUGAAGCGCCUGGCGGCCCCACUAUCGAAGAGGACGACAACGACGAUGAGCCAGCUGUAGCGAAGCCCUUCGUGCGGACGACGAGCCCCGACCCAUCUACACGAGCCUUCCCUGAUACCUUCGACGAUCGUGUGCCAGAUAGGCUGAUUUACAAGAUGCACAAGUUCAGCCUGUACGAAACGGCCAGUCGAUAUUACAUUGUCGGUGUUGAUGUCAGCGAGAAGCGGUAUAGGAUUCUCAAGAUUGACCGAACCACCGAGGGAGCCGAGCUCAAUGUGACCGACGACAAGAUUGUCUACAGCCUCAAGGAGAUGAACCAAUUGUUGGACACGAUAGACGAUGGCAACCGAGGUACGGGUGGCAUCAAACUCCGUUGCACUACCUGGGGCUUGCUCGGCUUUAUCAAGUUCACCGGACCUUAUUACAUGCUCCUUAUCACCAAGAAGAGCACUGUUGCCAUGAUCGGGGGCCAUUAUAUAUACCAGAUCGAAGGAACUGAACUCGUUCCCCUUACGCCCACCAAAUUUAAACCCGACACCCGCAACACUGAGGAGCAGCGGUUUCUCGGCAUCUUGAACAACCUUGACCUGACGCGCUCUUUCUACUACAGCUAUUCUUAUGACGUUACGCGCACAUUGCAGCAUAAUGUUAUUCGAGAGCGCGACGCUUUAGCCAAGGGUAUGCUUCCGCCAGAUGAAGAGAACUUCAAUUCCAUGUUCGUUUGGAAUGACUACUUGCUUCAGCCCGCGGUCGGUGCCCUGCGGGAUCCGUAUGACUGGUGCCGACCAAUCAUUCAUGGAUAUAUCGAUCAAGCAGCCCUCUCAAUUUAUGGACGGACUGCACACAUCACAGUCAUCGCAAGGCGGUCGCGCUACUUCGCAGGAGCCCGGUUCUUGAAGCGCGGAGCCAACGAUCUUGGCUAUGUCGCCAACGACGUGGAGACUGAACAGAUCGUGGCCGAGUCUCUCACCACAUCAUUCCAUGCACCCGGUCCUCAGCUAUACUGUAGCCCUCAGUACACAUCCUACGUUCAACACAGAGGCAGCAUACCGCUUUAUUGGACUCAAGAUAGCACAGGUGUAACGCCCAAGCCCCCAAUCGAGCUAAACUUGGUGGACCCUUUCUACGGCGCAGCGGCCUUGCAUUUCGAUAACCUAUUUGAAAGAUAUGGCGCGCCCAUCUAUGUCGUCAAUCUGAUCAAGUCCAAGGAGCGAACACCCCGAGAAUCCAAGCUAUUGGAAGAGUACACGCAUGCCAUCAACUAUCUAAACCAAUUUUUGCCCAAGGACAAGAAUAUCAUCCAUAAAGCUUGGGAUAUGAGUCGUGCGUCGAAAGUGCGCGGCGGGGAUGUUAUCGGAAACCUUGAGCUAAUAGCAGAGUCAGUGCUUGAUACUACAGGGUUUUUCCAGAACGGAGAUGGCCUGACAAGUCCCAUGACGGCGCAGAACGGAGUGGCCAGGACUAACUGUAUCGAUUGCUUGGACCGCACCAACGCGGCACAGUUUGUUAUUGGCAAGAGAGCACUAGGCCAUCAGCUUCAUGCACUUGGUAUCUUGGAGAACACCUCUAUUGAUUACGACACAGAUGCGGUCAACCUAUUCACUCACAUGUGGCAUGAUCAUGGUGAUACCAUCGCCGUUCAAUACGGCGGCUCACAGCUGGUGAACACUAUGGAAACAUAUCGCAAGAUCAACCAGUGGACCAGCCAUUCAAGAGACAUGAUCGAGAGUUUCAAACGGUAUUACAAUAAUUCUUUCCUCGACAGUCAGCGCCAAGAGGCUUACAACCUUUUCCUUGGCAACUACAUAUUCUCCCAUGGUCAACCCAUGCUAUGGGAUCUUGCUACCGACUAUUACCUUCAUCAUGCCAAUCCCCGAGAUUGGUCCGUCAGGAUGCAACAUAACUACAUCAAUUGGUAUGUUCCAGCUCACUUACAGAAAAGAACCGUACCGCCAUACGUACCUAGCAAAGAUAUUGCCCGCGCUCAUCCCGUUGAGUUCUUUGAUGAUUACUGGCUUGAGUAUUAUAGGCCUUCGACCCUGUCUUCCUUUCCCAAGAUGUUUGCCUACAAGAUGAAUUCGACUAUUAAAUACAUUCCUCUCAAGUCGACGCAAGAUGGUCGCUACGACCUCAGUCCUUUCCGGGUUCGUACAGAUAACGAGACCGAGCACAGUGACAAGAAGAAAUCUAAGAAAGAAACCACGUCAAGUGGGAAUGUGCCAGUCUCGGAACGAGGGGCCGUAUUAGGAAGCGGGGCAUCAGACAUAGCCUCAAGCAGAUCGCCAGCAAAAGGCAUAUCUCUCCAACGUUGGUUACAGCCUGCUCAGGACAAGAACGCCCUAAUUAAUUCUCAACGGCUGGAUACCAAUCAGUCUUUGCAAGAGGCUGAGCAUAGCCCCAAGGCGAAACCAACCGCGUUAGAGAAAUCUAAAGCUGCACAGUGGACCUUCACCAAAGCUGUUCAUGAUUCCUUGAACCCAUCCGUCGCCGAGCAAGAAUCUAAAGAUUAUGAGCGAUAUAUCAAACAUCCUCAGAAUCUUCCUCUUGUCGUCUCUAGUGACACGCCUGUCGACGUGGACGCAUCCGAAUAUCAGGAGUACGUUAGUGGUGAUUGGCAAGACGAAGGUCUAAUUGUCAAAGGAACUGAAGAGGAGAUUGAUGUCUAUGCCGAAUUACUUAAGGUGGGGGAGAACCCUUUGACUGUGACUGAGGAAGACGGCCCCAAGAAACGAUACAAAGCCUAUAGGAAAUGGCUACGUGGCAAAUCCUUCUUCAAACAACAGCCCUUUGACUAA